Messenger RNA from Terrapene triunguis (Three-toed box turtle), 372 nucleotides. RefSeq names its product membrane-spanning 4-domains subfamily A member 15-like. The transcript is spliced from 3 exons. The record is from RefSeq and is a predicted model, not a curated record. NCBI's taxonomy places the organism in Eukaryota, Metazoa, Chordata, Testudines, Emydidae. The annotation marks the transcript as partial.
GUGAAAAGCAGCCAGGGAAUGAACAGGACUGGCGCCCUCUUCUCAGCCGUUGGGAUCAUUCUCUUUCUAACGGAGCUGAUUUUUAAUGCGUCACAUUAUGACCACAAGGAUGAGGAAUACCGUUGGUUGAAUGCUGGGAAGGGGAUCACAGUCAUGCUGCUCUUGUUGUCCAUCCUGGAGUUCUCCAUCGCUGUCUCAACCUCGUACUUUGCAUCCCAAGCCAUCUGCUAUACCCCCAACACCGCUAUGUUGUUCAGGCCAUAUGCUGCCAAUGAAAACGUUGGGGUUCCCUCCGCACCAAUGCCCCCUCCACCACCUUACACCAAUGAGGCUUAUGACCCCAAAGAAGAGACUGAGCAAUGGGCCUCAUAA